This is a messenger RNA of Staurois parvus, 307 nucleotides long. Lineage: Eukaryota; Metazoa; Chordata; Amphibia; Anura; Ranidae. The record is from the annotation of a GenBank genome assembly.
AUGCUCAUUUUGGUGUGUAUUGCUAGAGAGUUUUUGGUGGGUUUUUUUGGGAGAGUGCAUGUGAUCAGCACAGGGCCAAUCAGCACUGUCCAGACAGAGGGUCAGGGGUUUUGCAUCCUCCUAGAGCAGAAAGAAAACUCCUCCUACAAGCUUUAACCAGUGCUCUGCUCAACACUGAUAGAAGUCACAAGACUGGUCUAACUGCUGAUAAGAAAAUGUAUUUAGCAAUUCAUAUCUAAUAAAAUAAUUGCACUUCCAUGUUCAGUGUACUGUGGCAGACCAGAUAUAGUGAAUGCAGAUUCCUGGG